AUGUUAAACGGAGGAUGGGUAUACGAUUUGUCAGACUCGUACCAGAUUGCUUUCUAUGCGUCUGGUGCUUGUGCAACCCUUGGAGCGUGUUUACUGUUUCUCAUCCCCAUAUUGAUGCCAAAAGAGAAUGCGCAUGAGAUUCAUAUGGAUGAUUCUAUGGAAUCAAAUCAGAAUAGCGAACAGCGUUUAAUAAAAUCACCCAUUUCCUCUCAAGAAGAUAACGAAGUCACAUUGCGGAGUGGAGCUGCAAGACAUUGUACUGUUAGAAAUUCGUACCUGGAUAAGUACUGGGAGCAAUUACCGCAGCGAGCUAGCUGCAGUAGCUUCUUCGGGCCUGGAGCACCAUUUGGUGUCAUACCAUCAUUACAUCUCAGUAACGAAACACUUUUAGUAGUAGAACGAGUUUCCCAGAAAGCACUUUUAUUGGAAGGAGGAAAACUGCACAUUAGAGACUUACAAGAUAAAAUGGUUGAACUUGGGUUAAUAUCACAAAGUGCUAAGUCUUUGGGGAACUUGGAGUCCAUUCUUUACAAAGAGACCUUCAAUGAUAAUUCCAAGUUCAAAAGAAUYGAAGGUCGCCUUGGUUGGUUUGCACUUGUGGGGUUUGACGUUGAUGAUAUGGAAUCAAUCAAAAGCUCUUCAGAUGAAGAUCAAUCAGAGCCCAUGGACACUGUGAACUCAUCUCCAAAUAUAAAGUCAAAGAGAGGAAUGCAUCAUUAUGACUACAAGAAAAAAUACUAUGCCUUAAGGAAAAUUGUAAAAGAACUUGUGUUUCUGAAUGCUGCAACUGGUGAUGAUAUUAUGAGGACUGAAGCUAAAUUAACCAAGGCAAAAGCAGAAAGGAAGUUUUUAUUAAAGAGGCUUUUUCAAUAUCAAGCUGCAACAGAGGCAGGUGUCCUACAGCCUCUUGGAUUGAUGACUUAUGAACCCACUGCUGUAACACCAACUGAGUUGCCUGCAGCUAUCCCAAAGAACAAUAAAACCAAAGUCAAGAAAAAGGUUUUAAARACAAAAGAAGAGAAAGGAAAUAUGUCGAAAACAAAAAGUGCAUUACAUAAAAAGCUCACUCAGGCCAAAUUAACAGCUCAAGCAAAAAAUAUGGCCAAGCUACAGUAUCAGAGAACACCAGCCAAAACACCAACAAAAUCACCAGCUCAAAGUAAACUGCAAGAAAAAGAGCAUUUUACAGAUGAUGUACAACAAUCAAAAACACAAUCGCAAGCAACUGAUGCUUCUCAACAACCAGCUAAUAAAGAAAAAAAAACUGAAAAGAGUAAAACAUCAAGGCCUAAAGCAAAGAAACCAAAAYCAACUGAAAGCUCUCAGGCUUCAGGCACUACUACRGUAUCAGCCAAGAAUGAAGGUUUGGAAUUAGUGAAACCAAAACGUAAGAAACCAGGAACUGCAAUAAAGAGAAAAGUUCAGCCRAUCCCUGUUGAUARUAAAGGUAAACCAAUAUUUCCAAUAGUACUAGGUGGCUUGACAGUACAUAGUCUUGGAGAGAUUGUUUCAGACAGACCAGGUUUUCAUUCAGAGAGAUAUAUCUGGCCUGUAGGCUACUGCAGCUCUCGGACAUAUCCAAGUAUAAAAGACCCAGAAAAAAAGUGUAUUUAUACAUGUAAAAUCCUUGAUGGUGGAUUUGGACCUCAGUUUGAAAUGUGUCCUGAAGAUGAUCCAGACCAUCCUAUCAAUGCAUCAUCUGCUACUGCUUGUCACUGUGUUGUAUUGAAAACUCUCAACAAGGCUAGGGGCCGUGAUGCAUCUAACACAGGCUCAGGACCAGAGUUCUUUGGAUUUUCACAUCCAACUAUUCAGUAUCUCAUUCAAAACCUUCCUGGAGCCAAGAAAUGCAGCAAGUAUCAAUGGGUGAAAUUUGAGCUUCCAAAGCCCCAGAGCAAGCAAGGUGGCAAACUUUCAUCAGCUUGUAAACUCAACCUUGAUGGUCAACUGUCGCCAAAUCAAGAGACAUCCCAUAAUUUAUCAUCAUCUUCCAGCCARGAAGAUGUUGGUAUUGACAGUACACASCACGACAAUAGUAACCUUACAUUACACUCAUCAGCUAUUGCAGAUAAUGAUGAUGAUAUCUUUGAAGACAUUGAUAUAUCGACCUCGCUGAGACCUCUUGCUCUCGAACCUUCUUCCAACACUUUAUCAGGACAAUUGGGAACUGGUAACGAGAUUGAUACAGGUAUCGAUCCUCUGAUGUCUUCACCAGCCAGUAGUUCUUUUUCCACAUCUCUUCCUAUCACACUAUCCCCCCCUUCYUUAACAUCCCCAUCUCCAACCGUCACUGGCAAUGGCUCCUUUAUCAUGCCAUCCUUAUUUGGAAGUACAUCAGGAUUUCCUUCAUCAGAGAUUUCAGACUUAACCAAGCAGUGAUACAAAUAGAAUAAAUAAUGACAUUUUUCAUAUUAAUACAAAAAUGAUCGAAGCGGUCGCGUGUAUAUUUUUACCACAUUUUAUUCUUUUGAAAAGAGUGAGUAAAAAAAAUCAUUUUUCCCAAUGUAUUCAAUUCUAGAACAGAAGCUGUAGGCUACUGUUAUUUUGCAAGCAGCGAUUUAUARAUUUGCGAGUCUUUUUUGCAUGGCUAGAGUGAAAAAGAUACUGAAAUAAUGUUGUCAUAUUAAAACAGACUAUUAUAAUACUUGACACAUGAAAAAUAAAUUAUUAGAAAUCUGUCAAUG
Molecule: messenger RNA, 2684 nt
Organism: Exaiptasia diaphana
Lineage: Eukaryota; Metazoa; Cnidaria; Anthozoa; Actiniaria; Aiptasiidae
Exons: 17
Coding region: 1-2379 (792 amino acids)
Biological process (GO): regulation of cell cycle
Cellular component (GO): nucleus
Source: RefSeq, a predicted model, not a curated record